AUGGGUUUAGAGUAGUUUUGGAAGAUAUAUGCAAAGUGGGGUUGCAUGUAAGAGAAAUGUUAGAUGCAAGAGAAAUGUUAGAUGCAAUGGGAUGGACUGAAUUAGUAACUAGAAAGGUGAGGGUUUACCCGCAAUUGAUUAAGAUUUUUUAUGCAAAUUUGAGUGACUCGGAGGAUGGAGGGUAUAAAACAACGGUUCUUAGGAAGACUUUUGAGUUUGAUGCUGAAACCAUAAAUGAUGUUUUGCAUUUGCCAAAUGAGGGAGCCAGGGAAUUGCAUGCAUUUAUAGAGGAAUCAGCAAAGAAAUCUAUCAUGGGGGAUGAGUGGAAUGAGGGACAAACAUUAAGCAUUCACCACUUGAAUUUGGAGAAUCGGGGUAGAUCAACACUCGCACUGGUGUAUGGCACUCUGAUCACGUUACUUAUGGAAAAUGCGGGUGUUGAUUUGCGUGGUAUGGAGUCCCGAGACUUAUACCGUCAUGAGCUUCUGAACGACAGUUCACUGAACAAAAUGGGGUAUGUAUUCAAUGCAAGAACAAAUUCGUGGGAAAUGAAGCAGAGAAGGAGAAGAGGAGGACAAGAUGAUGAAGGUGAGGGGUUUGAUGAUGAAGAACAUGCCGAAGAAACUGAAGAAGCAGGUCCCUCACAAGCUGCUUCAUCUCGAGUUCCUCAAAGAUUAAGCACACAGAGAAGAAUGCAGCUCAUUCUCGAGAGACUUACACGGAUUGAAUCGAAGCUCAAUGAUCACAUUCACGAGUGUCAGAUGGCAGCACCUAUAGGUCUUCGAGGGACAAGAAGAGAUCCGUCUACUGCUAGCACAUCCUUCGAACAGCAACCACCUGAUUCCUUUUCACAUCCGGACGCAUAAAUCCGGAUGUUGCAGUUGUUGAUGCCUGUUAAAUUCUCGUUUUAGUGUAUGAACACUGUUUGGAAGGUUUUAUUAAUGUUCUGACUUUUUAUAUACUUGAAUAUGUACGUAUAAUAUUGAUAGUAGAUGCAGUUUUAAUAGAAAUGAGCAUAUCAUAAUUGUGAUGAUUUUGUUUGGUUGAUUAUGUUCUUGAUGUGCUUCCAUUGAUGGCGAGCAAUUUGGUAGUUCAUAGUGUGCUUGAAUGGCAAUGUGUGGUUCUUGUUUUAAAGUUUGAUGUGCAUGUUAGUUUUUAAUGGAUCAUUAGUAUUUUUUACAAUUUGUGAUUGUAUAUAGAAGGAUUUUGAAGUUUAUUUGAUAGUAAUGUAUGUCUCAUACUCCAUUCAAUACAGAUUAUACCAUUGA
This is a messenger RNA of Rubroshorea leprosula, 1268 nucleotides long. The record is from the annotation of a GenBank genome assembly. NCBI's taxonomy places the organism in Eukaryota, Viridiplantae, Streptophyta, Magnoliopsida, Malvales, Dipterocarpaceae.